AUGUCGGAUCUCGAGGGGUCGGAAGCUGCGCGACUCUUUGUCGAAUAUGCAGAAGAAAACAAGUGCAAUAAUACCGAACUGCUACGGAGGCUGGAAAACGCAACGAAGCGCGAUCCAAGUAUCGAAUUGACGGGCGACACCAAGAAAGAUUUGCUGCCCACCAGGGAGAAGCUAGAGCGAGUCUUGGGCCCCAACGAUACAGUACUCAGUUUGCUUUGUUGCACUUGUAAGCUCUGUCAGCGCGGCAGCGGCUUCCGAGAAUUGGCCCGCAACACGAGGAUUCUAGAGGACGCAAAGAAGCGCAAGGAACUCGCCGUCCUCAUUCUUUCUGGCUGUUUAUUUGCCUUGGGCGAUCUUUGCACGCAAGCCGAUUUCAAGGUGGUCAGAUUCGCGGCACAAUCCAUUGCGCCGUGGUCUCAGCAGCCAACCGACUCGUCGUGCUUCUCACGCAUCGCACCCAUCCCCAGCCAAUGUCCACACACCUUUUUCGAUAAGGAGGACUUUUCGUUUCCCAGAAUUCGGGAUCUUUGUCUCGCUUGCCGAAAACGUGUCUUUCAGAGCGCCGCCUUGGAAAAGUCCAACAUCUUGAACAUUCCGAGACUUCAACGAUCAUCUGCUCCUGUGAUUUUCGAUCAUAGCACUCAAAAUCUGCCCUUCAUCUUCGAGUGCCCUCAGACAAGGCUCAAUACGCGCCUUACUCCGCAAUUCUAUACUUCGCAGAUUGAACCAUCUUGCUGUGAAGACGAGCAGCUAAGGGACCAAGUUCUCUUUCGCAAAGUAUUCAAAUAUCAACAUGAAAGAUCUGAUCUCAUUUCUGAAGCCGCAAAGGAGGCUCUCAUUGCCAUGCACCUUGCUCGACGUGAUAACGAGAGUUUUGUCGAGGUACUAUUUGCUCUGACAUACAAGGAUCGUUUCUACACCUAUGUGGAAAUUGUAUUCCCCUUCUACGAUCGCGAUCUCGGACAUGAAUUCGAGCUGCGAAAACUGGGAUCGCAUCUUUCGACACCGGGCUGCUUGCUGGACAAUCCCUUGUGGAAGGCGAGUCUAGAUGUUGUACGAGCGGUCUGCAUCAUGCACGACGCAAUCGACAAGAUGGAGGUCGAGUGCUCCGGUCAUUUUGAUAUCAAACCCGAGAACAUUGUCAUCAAGGAAGACAAGAACGGGGUCAUGAAGUUGUUCCUGAUUGACUUUGGUCAAGCAGCAGCGCAUAGAGCCGGGACGAAUUUAUAUCAACCCCCAGAAGUCACCAGACCACGAAGUAACACAAAUCCCUUUACUUUUGCUUACGAUGUGUGGUCCAUGGCUUGCGUAUUGCUGGAAGUUCUCGUCUUUAUAGAGUUUGGACUGUCCGAACUUCGAUUGUUCCGGUCCAGAGUCAGAGGUAACGACGAAGACGAAUAUGCAUUCUGGCAGGGAACCUCGCCACACGAUAUGGUACUUCGCCCGGCAGUCACUGGUCGCCUUCAAACCUUGGAGGACCAAGGGGACCAACGGACCCGGGCCGCCAUUCGACAGCUCCGCGCCAUGCUGAGCAUAUUUCCCGACCAACGACCCACUAUGAGAUCCUGCUUAGGAGAGUUUCAAAGAAUAAAUCUGAAUCGACAAGACCUAGGUCUUCCCACUCAAGACUGGAUGAACUGUGGUCUCGAGCGAUGGAAGACCUCUUACAGCACAUCACGCAUGGCGCGGCCGAAUCCCGGGAAUAUAUACUUCUUCAGAGAUAAGCCAGGCCAGAUUCAAGCUGAUGAGCGAAUUACACUUGACAUUGAGUCAGUCAUAAAAGAAACCAAGGCUGUGAAAACAGUGACAUUCAUUCCUCAUGCUUUUUUCAACCCAUCUACUAAUCCAGGGCAUACCUUUGCUUGUCACUUUGACAACCUACACGAGGGCUUUACGUUUCAUUUUAGCUCCCUUGACAAGUUCCUUGAAUUCAUGAGCUUGUUGACAUAUCAGAGAAUCGUGCCAGAUAUUUCCGAGGACCCCAACGCUACUGGCACACGGUUCAAGCUUAACACUUGUCAGGUCAAGAUUUACGGAUGGCCCUCGGACCAAACCAGAAAGUUCAAAGGCGGCACGGUGCAGAUAUGGAGGCAGCUGUCGCAGAGUAGCUACGAUCGCUAUCACAAGCGAUCAGAGAGCCUAUCUUCAACGAGUAGUACGACGGGAAGCGGGACCGGAUCGUCGGAGGGAGCGGGGAGUGGUGCUAGCACUACUGGCGUGAAUGGUGUCAGGCAUUCGACAAAUGCCUGGAAGCUAGCUAUAUGGACACACGACGCCAAGACAGAAGAGCGCACAUGUGUUGUGGUAGAUAUCGGUGCCAAGACAUGGAGACUUGAGGAUCCCACUGGGCAGCGUGUGCCUCAAAGGCUCAAGAUUAAACCACACUAUGGCCAUGCCGACUUUCGAGGUGCCAUCUUUACACCGUCAACUGCACGACAGAAUGGAAACGGGCCAGAUGAUCGAUACCCUGGAUUUCCAAUUGGGCCGAUCGACUUGCAAACAAAGAUGAGGAGCCGCUUGACUGAAGUCACCAUUGACUUUUUGGAUAAUACUCAUCGCUCACAAAUUUUACACAUUUUCCGGAACAAUAAAUUCAACUUGCCCGGGUGA
Molecule: messenger RNA, 2610 nt
Organism: Pestalotiopsis fici W106-1
Lineage: Eukaryota; Fungi; Ascomycota; Sordariomycetes; Amphisphaeriales; Sporocadaceae
Exons: 3
Coding region: 1-2610 (869 amino acids)
Biological process (GO): protein phosphorylation; mitotic DNA damage checkpoint signaling
Cellular component (GO): cytoplasm; nucleus
Molecular function (GO): protein serine/threonine kinase activity; ATP binding
Source: RefSeq, a predicted model, not a curated record